Molecule: messenger RNA, 3702 nt
Organism: Cladocopium goreaui
Lineage: Eukaryota; Dinophyceae; Suessiales; Symbiodiniaceae
Source: the annotation of a GenBank genome assembly
AUGACACGCAGUCUGACACAGUCCCAAGUUGGGCGAUAUGAUCUUUGCAGUCUCACCAGGAGGGAGAGUCUUCAGGAGCAGACCACGAUUGUUGAGGCGUCCAAGAGUGGAGCUGGUGGAACUGGAGAAACUGGUGCAGCUGCUGGCAUCGAUCAAAUUCAGUUGGCUGUUAACGCACUUGCCCAGGCAAACUCAGACGCACUUGAACUUGCAAACAAAGGACUCGUUCGAAAAAGCCCAAGAACCCAAGGCGUUUCUAUGCUUGAUGGAAAAGGUGGGAGGCAUAGUUCUGCAAUACGCCCAAGCGAAGGGGAUGCUGAUACUGGCGCUGCUGGAAACAUUGAAGUUCGUUUGGGUCAUGCAAUUGAAAGUAGCCAGCUUCUUCAGCGCACCAAAAGCACUCCAAUGCUUGAUGGUGGUGGUGUUGGGCACGCUUCUACCAUGGGCCUAAACGAAGGGACUGCUGAUACUGGAGCAGUUGGAACCAAUGAACUUCGAUUGGGUCAUGCCACUGAAAGUAGCCGGCUUCUUCAGGGCUCCAGAAGCACUCCAAUGCUUGAUGGAGGUGGUGUUGGGCACGCUUCUACCAUGGGCCAAAACGAAGGAUCCGCUGAUACUGGAGCAGCUGGAACAAAUGAAUUUCGAAUGUGUCAUACCAGUGAAAGUAGCCAGCUUCCUCUGGGCUCCAGACGCAAUCCAAUGCUUGAUGGAGGUGGUGUUGCUUUUACCAUGUGCCUAAACGAAGGGACUGCUGAUACUUCUGCAGCUGGAACCAAUGAACUUCGAAUGGGUCAUGCCUGUGAAAGUAGCCGGCUUCUUCAGGGCUCCAGAAGCACUCCAAUGCUUGAUGGAGGUGGUGUUGGGCAUGCUUCUACCAUGGGCCUAAACGAAGGAUCCGCUGAUACUGGAGCAGCUGGAAUCCAUGAACUUCGAAUGGGUCAUGCCAGUGAAAGCAGUGAGCUUCUUCAGGGCUCCAGAAGCACUCCAACACUUGAUGCAGGUGGUGUUGGGCACGCUUCUACCAUGACCCUAAAUGAAGGGACUGCUGAUAGUGGAGCAGCUGGAAUCCAUGAACUUCGAAUGGGUCAUGCCAGUGAAAGUGGCCGGCUUCUUCAGGGCUCCAGAAGCAUUCGAAUGCAUGAUGGAGGUGGUGCUGGGCACGCUUCUACCAUGGGCCUAAACGAUGAACUUCGAUUGGGUCAUGCCUGUGAAAGUAGCCGGCUUCUUCAGGGCACUUCAAUGCUUGAGAGAGGUGUUGUUGGGCACGCUUCUACCAUGAGCCAAAACGGAGGAUACGCUGAUACUGGAGCAGCUGGAAUCCAUGAACUUCGAGUGGGUCAUGCCAGUGAAAGCAGUGAGGUUGUUCAGGGCUCCAAAAGCACUCCAAUGCUUGAUGGAGGUGGUGUUGGGCACGCUUCUACCAUGGGCCUAAACGAAGGGACUGCUGAUAGUGGAGCAGUUGGAACCAAUGAACUUCGAUUGGGUCGUGCCACUGAAAGUAGCCGGCUUCUUCAGGGCUCCAGAAGCACUCCAAUGCUUGAUGGAGGUGGUGUUGGGCAUGCUUCUACCAUGGGCCUAAACGAAGGAUCCGCUGAUACUGGAGCAGCUGGAAUCCAUGAACUUCGAAUGGGUCGUGCCAGUAAAAAUGGUGAGCUUCUUCAGGGCUCCAGAAGCAGUCCAACACUUGAUGCAGGUGGUGUUGGGCACGCUUCUACCAUGACCCUAAACGAAGGGACUGCUGAUACUGGAGCAGCUGGAACCAAUGAACUUCGAAUGGGCCAUGCCAGUGAAAGUAGCCGGCUUCUUCAGGGCUCCAGAAGCAUUUCAAUUGGCAGGAGAAUAGUAGAAGGAGGACAAGCGGAACAAGAAGACCUGAGUGAAACGCAGGUCACAGAAGCCUUGAAGCGACGAGUCGCAAUACUUGAGGCUUUGUUGGCCCAGCGCUGCAGCACCCAGGAGAAAGAGCUGACUGAGGACAGAAAGAAUGAGGACCAGGAAGUCUCUACACGUGAGCCACGUGAGCCCAAGAAUGUCGUUGAGGCAGACGAGCAAAAGCUUGACCAAGGAAGUCUUUGUGGAAAAGGAGGAAAGAGUAAAGGCCCCUCGAAAGGUACUUCAAAAGGCCAAGAGAAAGACCAGGACACAGCCACAGGUGGCAAAGGUGGCCCAAGUGGCAAAAAUGGCAAAGGAAAGACACCCCCCAAGGCGCCGCCUAAAACUCUAGCCAAGGCUGCUGCAAAAUGCAAAGACGGCCCUCAGCCGCGCAAGGUUGAAAUAAGGCUGGAAAGGCCAAUGAAAAAGCUAUUCUGGAAUUCGUUUGUGCUGGAUGACGAGCUUGUCCAAGCACAAGCCAAUGUCUGGGCUGUCCUUGAGCACGAGGGUAUGGACGGAUUUGAUGUGCAGGAGUUUGAGCAGCUUUUUUCGGAAGGGUCUUUCCGACCGGGGCCUUCUGGAAGUGCAGCUCUAGGAGGCAGCCGACGGCGCAUGCGAGCCAGAGUUUUUGAAGAAUCUCGGCGUCGACAGGUUUGCAUUAUGCUUGCUCGUCUUCCGCCAGUUGAGACAACCGUGAAAGCUGUUCAGCGAAUGGACGAUUCGAUUUUGGACAAAGACCAGGUGGAACUUCUGUUGUCCACAGCUCCUUCUGGCGAAGAACUCACCCUGCUUCAUUCUGCAGCUCAAGAGAUGCCUGAGAAGGACAAGGGCCUGCCAUGGGAUGAUGCUGAGGAUUUUGUUUUGAAACUUGCAGAGGUAGCAUCAUUCAGAAUUCGGCUUCAGACUUGGUCCUUUCAGAAUGCGUUUGAUGAGCGGUACGAAAUUCUGCAUGGAGCAGUUACAGAAGUCAAAGACGCUUGCCACUCUCUUCAAGAUUCGCACAGGGUGCAGAGGUUGUUGGGAAUGGUCCUUGGAUUUGGCAAUCACCUCAAUGCCGGGACAGCUCGUGGUCGCGCUGAUGGCUUCUCUGUUGAGGUGCUGCCCCAAAUGCGUGCUCUCAAGGGUCAGGCAAGUUCCUCCAGCACUACUCUGCUUGAUUUCUUGGUCCGCCAAGCUGAGAAAUCCGAACCCGGUGAGCUUGCAAACUUGUUUGGAGAGGUUGGAGAGGCCACGCUGGUGCAAAAGGCGUGCCGGCACAAGCUAUCUGACCUGUCUCACGAGCUGAACGCUUACUGUUCCCAGGCUAGCGAGCUCGCCAGGGCAGCAUCUUCCGGGGACGCAGAUUUGGUGGCCCGUGCCAAAAGAACCCAGGCCCGAAUCCGGGAGUUGGAAGCUUUGCAGCAAUUGUUCGUGGAAGCAGAAGAAGACUACAAGAACAUCAACCGCCCAGGUCUGGUUUCACGAGGGCGGUGGGAAGAAGCUGAAACCUUGGCAAUUUCACAAGAUCCUGAUUUCAUCAUUCAGCAAGCAGGGAAUAACAGAGCCACCAACAGAGCAACUGACAGAGCCACGGCGACUAGGAGAAGGGAGCGACUGACAGAGCCACGAGCAGAGCGACUAACAGAACGACUAGGACAUCCUUUGACAGAGCCACCAGCAGAAGGACUAACAGAGCGACAAACAGAGCGACCAACAAACGACCCAAAGAGCCAUGAGCUAACAGAGCGACUGCGACUGAGAGAGCGACGAACAAAGCGUCGAACAAAGCGUCGAAAAGAGCCACUGGCAGAGGGACAAACAGAGCGACAAGCAGAGCAACUCACAAGGUGA